GUAUACAAAAAUAUUCUGCGAUAUUGUCGAAAUUGAAGCUCAAAUUUUUUGUCAUGGGCAACGUUCUUGGAGAACUGGAAGGUCCCACGGAUCCUGAGAAGGCGUUCAAGAAUUUUGAGCGUCUUUAUAACCGCCAGCAUCGGGAAAUGGAUCCCAAUGAUGCUGCUAAUGUGGCGAUCCGUCUAUGGGGCACCCUUACUCCUAAAGAGAAGAAACUAUACGAGAACCUGGACUGGAAUAUUUAUCAAAAGGUUAAAGUUCCAAAAUUAAAACGAACACCAAAACUAAAAUCAGGGAGGAAGAAGUCAAGAAGCGAUGCCUCCUCCAUUUUCCAAGGAUCCGAGGAGCAUGUGGCAUGGUGGCAAGCGAAGCAUCCUCAAAUGAAAAUUAAAACUAAUGACGAGUGCCGAAAGAAGAUAUCCCGAGUAGUCAAUUAG
Drosophila bipectinata is the source of this 437-nucleotide messenger RNA. The record is from RefSeq and is a predicted model, not a curated record. NCBI's taxonomy places the organism in Eukaryota, Metazoa, Arthropoda, Insecta, Diptera, Drosophilidae.